Molecule: messenger RNA, 2430 nt
Organism: Pungitius pungitius (ninespine stickleback)
Lineage: Eukaryota; Metazoa; Chordata; Actinopteri; Perciformes; Gasterosteidae
Product: mitogen-activated protein kinase kinase kinase 7-like
Exons: 14
Coding region: 559-2076 (505 amino acids)
Biological process (GO): JNK cascade; immune response; protein phosphorylation
Molecular function (GO): MAP kinase kinase kinase activity; ATP binding; magnesium ion binding
Source: RefSeq, a predicted model, not a curated record
ACAUUGUUAGCUCCGCCUACUCUGCUCCUUCAAGAUGGAAGCAACCGAAAAAUACUGCAUGUUCAAUCGGAAAUUAGAAAGGAAAGGUUAAUGAAUACAAGCUGUGUGCGUGUGAAAGACAUACAAUGUGUGUAUGUGCGCGCGUUUGCUAGUCAUGGAAAUAUGGUUUUCCGCCCCUUUCUCGUGUACGCAGAAACAAAACAAAGCUGCGUUCAAGACUACGCUUCAGCAGGGCUCGUUGAGGACCUAUUUUUAAAAGGAAUAAUUUAAGCUGCAUGUGACAGAGUUACAAUAAAACAUGCUGAGUAGUGAAACUAUAAUAACCACGGUUCGGCGUGUCAGAUAGGCUCCUUUUAGGCUCAUUGUCUUCCCUUCUCCGAGCGGGGGGGCGUUCGCGAGCAGCCGGCCCACGGAGCUUUCAUCAGGCGCUGCUUCACUUCCUGUGUUCAACAGGAGCCCACGAGCCACCCAUCCUGCAUCCCGCGACCACACGACGACCCCCGGGUCCACACUCCGGCUUCCCCGGGUCGCACUGACGAGUGUCUCCGCUCUGCCGCCAUGGUGGAGACACCGGCCGGCUGUCUGUUCGAAGACAUCCAGUACGAAGACAUCCAAGUGGAAGCGGCCGUCGGUCGGGGCACAUUUGGAGUCGUCUUCAAGGCCGUGUGGAAGGGGCAGGACGUAGCCAUCAAGACCAUCGAGAGUGAAAAUGAAAGGAACGCUUUCCUGGUCGAGCUCCGCCAGCUGUCCCGGGUGAAUCACCCCAACAUUGUGAAGCUGUAUGGCUCGUGUGACAACCCAGUCUGCCUGGUCAUGGAGUAUGCCGAGUGCGGCUCUUUGUAUAACCUCCUGCACAGUGCCGACCCCCAGCCCCACUACACGGCGUCCCACGCCAUGAGCUGGUGUCUGCAGUGUGCCCAGGGAGUCGCCUAUCUGCACGCCAUGAAGCCAAAGGCCUUGAUCCACCGGGACCUCAAACCACCAAACCUGCUGCUGGUGGCUCGUGGCACCGUGCUGAAGAUAUGUGACUUUGGAACGGCCUGUGAUAUUCAGACCUACAUGACCAACAACAAGGGCAGUGCAGCCUGGAUGGCUCCAGAGGUGUUCGAAGGCAGCAACUACAGUGAGAAGUGUGAUGUGUUCAGCUGGGGCAUCAUCCUGUGGGAGGUCAUCACACGGAAGAAGCCCUUCGAUGAAAUCGGCGGCUCUGCCUUCUGCAUCAUGUGGGCCGUCCAUAGAGGUACACGGCCUCCUCUCAUCAAAGACCUCCCAGAGGCCAUCGAGAGUCUGAUGACUCGCUGUUGGGACAAAGAACCCAGCCAGAGACCGUCAAUGGAGGAGGUGAAGAACACCAUGAGCCAUCUCAUGACGUACUUCCCAGGCUCUGAUGAACCACUCAAGCUCCCUCAUCAGUCUUCACCCAACAGAAGCGGCUCUUCGUCGGCCACGAGCACAGGCUCGUAUGCAGAGUGCACCAACAGCAGCAACAGGAGUGACGACAACUCUGAGCGCAGGAACUCUGUCGGCAGGGAGGAGACCCUGAAAAGCUUCGAGGCAAAGUUCCCACUGCAGUUCAAACCCUCCAAGACGGCCACUCUGCGUCCCGGCCCGUCCAAGGUGUCCAGUGUGGACAGCCAACCGGGGCGCUCCCAAAUCCCCACCCCCUGCACCAGCCCGGUGACCACCACUGGCCAAUCAGAGCUGAGGAUGACCAUUAGUCCCACAGCUACCAACGGUUUGGACAGCUCCAUUCCUAUGGCCUACCUGAAACUAGAUCACCAGUUACAGCCUCUGGCCCCGUGUCCCAACUCCAAAGAGUCCAUGGCCGUGUUUGAGCAGCACAUCAGGAUGGUUCAGGACUACCUUAGAGUCCAGUCAGAGAUCGCUGACUUCAGUCGGAGAAAAGAGGACCUCAUGUCCGAGCUGGAGCGGGACCAGAGGGAGCAGCACACCUCGUGUCGACUGAUCCAGGAGCACAGCAAGCUGUUGGAGGACAACGACAGUCUGUCUGCCAGCUUCCAGGGCCUGAGGAGCAAGCUGAGCCUGAUGAAGAGUCAGAACCAGCACCACAGCUAGGACACGCGCUCCACCCGACUGGCUCCUUCUCCCGAGGAUGAGAGGAAUCACUCCAUGAACCGGCCUUAAAUAGGGAAAGCCCAUUAUGCUGAGAAACAUCACACGUGACUCGCAGCAAAGCGAUGUGUCAGGAGAGCAGGGGGGGUGCCGUCGGUCCACAACCCGUCCCAGACCUCAUCAGUGCCCAGCUCCAUCACACUGGAGAGCACCACCCGAGAAAGAGGUGGAAGUUCUUUUUUUAGUAGUUUUACGUUUUUGACCAAAGCAAACAAUUUAGGUUUUGUUGAACAAAUCAUUUCAGUUUGACUUAAAAAAAAAAAAAAUCAGAGCACCUGUUUGUUAUCAGGGUAAUGA